Messenger RNA from Galendromus occidentalis (western predatory mite), 962 nucleotides. RefSeq lists its product as uncharacterized. Lineage: Eukaryota; Metazoa; Arthropoda; Arachnida; Mesostigmata; Phytoseiidae. The transcript has 5 exons. Bases 135 to 962 code for a protein of 275 amino acids. The record is from RefSeq and is a predicted model, not a curated record.
AUUGACCAGAAAAUCGAACAAUCAGCAACAGUCGUUUCGCUGCCAGUGAAGAACUUGAAGAAACAAUCGAGUAGAUGUAGAGAUGCGGAAAACGCCUUGAACGUAUUCAUCUUCUCGAUCUGAACGCAAGCAGAAUGGUUUCACCACCGACAACCACGCCGCCUCUGCGGAAAGCGAGCUCAUGGCGCAUCAUGCAAAUAAUCAUAUACCUCACCGCUGUAGCCUUCUCCAUCGGCACUCUGGUCGGAUACAAGGGAUUAAAUAGUCUUUUCAAACAGGAUAUGCACAUGUGUAUAUUAUAUGCCACCCCUCAAGUCACAGCCAAAGAGACACCGAAGGAUUGCGAAGUGUCGCUAGAAAAAUCGAACAACGAUAACACCUGUAAUUUUGUCUACUUCUACGUCAUCUCCUCCGUUGUGUACGCCAUCAUCGGAUGCUGGUUCUUCAUCGCUUGCACAUCAGACGCCAAAACGCGUCCGGAUGAAACAGUUAUUCAGUCGUGGAAGCUCGUAGUUCCGGCGAUUUUCUUCACGCUCAUCUUGACAUUCGUUUCGGUGAUUUGCAGCUCCCUCCUCAGUGGCGGCGUUGCGGAAUUCACAAAAUCCUUCAGUUUACAGUCGUCCGUGAACGAGUGUCAACAGUUCAAGCUUUUUCGGCCGGAGAACGCGACAAUGUUCAUGAAUGAAGUGCAUCUCUAUCGCACGGUGGCGGAACUGUUCACCUGGUUGAGCACAGCCGUGUGGCUACUCGCCGUUAUAAUCCUCACCUGCCGAUGCUGUCUGGCAGCCGAUUUCAUCACAACACAGUCGGAGGUAAACAGCGUCUUGAGAAAGAUGUCCACUUUCGUAGAGAAAAUUCGCAAGCCCUCUGCUUCAGCCCCCGACUCCAAGAGCCCCCGACCAAAGAAACAGCAAGACCUCCGUUCCCCCGGACGGAUCAAACACCAAACCUCUCCUGUUUGA